Phascolarctos cinereus (koala) is the source of this 2369-nucleotide messenger RNA. RefSeq names its product phospholipid phosphatase 6 (gene PLPP6). The record is from RefSeq and is a predicted model, not a curated record. Gene Ontology annotation, molecular function: sphingosine-1-phosphate phosphatase activity. Lineage: Eukaryota; Metazoa; Chordata; Mammalia; Diprotodontia; Phascolarctidae.
AUCCCAGGAUCUGGCCAGCAGCCACCGCAGCCGCCGCCGUCACCGUCUGGGGUCUGUGACCGAGGUCGCGGUCACGGGCUGCAGACAUGUCCAGCCCCCGGAGAAGCGUCGACGGCCGCGCAGCGGCCUCGGGAGCGGGUGCGGGAGGUGGCGGCAGCCCCGCUCACGGGAGCCACGGCGGCGGCAGCAUCAGGUUCGAGUUCCAGGCCCUGCUGAGCAACCGCAGCCCCGGCGCCGAGCCGAGCGCAGCGCGGCUCCGGGCCUCCGAGAGCCCGAUGCACCGUCGCGGCUCCUUCCCCUUGGCCCCGGCGGCCGCGCCGCAGCCGCCCCCGCCCCCUCUGCCCGAGGAGGACUGCAUGAAGCUGAACCCUUCCUUCCUGGGCAUUGCUCUGAGCUCCUUGUUGGCCAUUGACUUAUGGGUGUCCAAGAGGAUGGGCGUGUGCGCCAGGGAGAAGUCGUCCUGGGGCAGCGCCAGGCCCCUCAUGAAGCUGCUCGAGAUCUCGGGCCACGGCGUCCUGUGGCUGGCCGGCACCGCUUACUGUCUGUACCAGAGUGACAGCUGGGCCGGCCGAGAGGUCCUAGUCAACCUGCUCUUCGCUCUGCUCUUGGACUUGGUCUUGGUGGCGCUGCUCAAAGGGCUCGUUAGGCGGCGAAGACCCUCGCACAACCAGAUGGACAUGUUUUUCUCGUUCUCGGUGGACAAGUAUUCCUUCCCCUCUGGCCAUGCCACUAGGGCCGCCCUGGUGUCUCGGUUCAUCUUGCACCACUUGGUAUUGGCUAUUCCGCUGAGGGUGUUGAUAGUGCUGUGGGCCUUCAUCUUGGGCCUCUCCAGGGUCAUGCUGGGAAGACACAAUGUCACAGACGUAGCUUUUGGAUUUUUCUUAGGUUACAUACAGUACAGUAUAGUGGACUAUUUUUGGCUGUCUCCCUUCAAUAUCCCUGCUGUUUUUGCUCUGUGGAGUCACAAGUAAAUAAUUUGAUUGUAUAUAGGACCAGAAGAUACGAAGGCUUCCAGGAUAAAAAGGACCAAAGACACACCAGCACCCAUCUUGCUUAGCUCUUGUAGACAUUUUGGACUUCCUUUGGAAUUUUGAAUCUAAAUGGAAAGAUGUAACCCCUGCCAUCUUGAUAGUUGCUAGACUGGAGCAUGUGCCAGCCAUAAGGUGAACACAGCCAUAUUAGGUAAAUAACAUGUUUAUACAGGGAGAAAUAGACAUAUAUAGAUCUUCAUUAACAACUCUGUCAGCAAAACAAUAGCAAAGGAACCAAGCAAUUUUUCUUGCUGUUGACAAAUAAUUUUUUGAAACUUUACAUCAGUGUAUAAUAUAAUUCCACAUAUCACCCAUACAUGGCACUUCUUUUUAAAAGGAGAAGGGGGGAAAAGACGUGUUAACUAGAAUCAUAUUUUGCAUUAUUAACAUGCAUUAAGGUGAACAACUGUAUUGUGGCAUAGUAGAUUACAAACACAAUUUUAAAAAUAUAAAUUCCACUACUUUUAUCUCUAAAAGUCUGGUGCUACCGAUGUGUAGAUUUUUAAAUUUUUAAUUUAUUCACUUUUAAGAACCCACACAUGUUUGUUUUGGUUUUUGGUAGAUUGGGGAGGGGGCACAUUUUGAUCUUUGCUGAUGAAACAAAUUAGGACAUAGAGAUGCAGAACUCUAGUCUUCCCCAUCCUGUUAAAAAAAGAUGAAUAUAAAUCUUUUCCAUUCCUAUCUAGUAUUACUUGUUAGCGUAUGAAAGAGAACCCAAUGGCUGAGAGAAACUCCAAAAAUAGAAUAUACAUUAAUACUCCAAGGACCUGCUAUUUCACCAGAGUUAGUGCACCUUCCACCAAUGCAGAUUGCAAGCCCUCCAUACCUUACUAGAUGGUUUCAUUGACUUGCUGUGGGUGAAAACAAAAAUUUAUCACCUGGUAGCUAGUCCUAUGGUUAUAAACUUCUCCAACUUAGCCAGGAUGGUCCUUGGACCAGAGAUGUCACCAGGCCUUUAUGUGAAGCCUUUCCAGCAUGGAUCUGUCUUGCAGAGCUUGCAUUUCUUUGACAUAACCUUCAAGAACUCAAGGUUUCAUCCACACCAUGGUGAAGUACUGAAAGACUUAAAUGGAGGAGCACACAAUAUAAAUAGAAAAGGAAAAAAAAAGCUUGAGAGGUAUCAAUUAGAAAGGUGUGCGAGUAGGGUUGUCUUUCAGUUAGUUCUAUGACAGUUUGGAAGGAUAUUUAUGGUGACUUGAGUAAUCUCUUUCAAAUAAUAAAUAAUAAAUCUCUUUCAAAAGAGUUCAUUAAAAAGCCCCUUGUUGGGACAGCUAGGUUGCUCAGUGGAUAGAGCACCUGCCCUGGAGUCAGGAGGACCUGAGUUCAAAUACAGCAUCA